Messenger RNA from Neoarthrinium moseri, 657 nucleotides. RefSeq lists its product as uncharacterized. The coding region runs from base 1 to 657 and encodes 218 amino acids. The transcript is spliced from 4 exons. Lineage: Eukaryota; Fungi; Ascomycota; Sordariomycetes; Amphisphaeriales; Apiosporaceae. Gene Ontology annotation, cellular component: mitochondrion. The record is from RefSeq and is a predicted model, not a curated record.
AUGGUCCGAGCUCAGCCACUCACGACCCAGCUUCAUGCAAAUGACCUCAAGCUAUCACCACCUUCGACACCACUAACGCAACAUUCGACAGGCAUCGAGGCCCCCCAACCCGCCACGAUGCUUCCCCGUCGAAUUGCGCAGGCCUCGGCCCUGCGAACAUUGCCCUCGCGCCGCAUCCUCCCCGUCGUCCAGCGCCGGACCUUCAUCCCCAACUCGCUCAACGACAAGGCCGUCUACGAGGAGAGGUACCCCGACCCGCCCAAGCUGACCGAGGCCGAGGAUCCCAACCAGAGCGGUGGCUACAUCAACCCGCCCCGCGUCAAGAGGCAGUUCCGCGACCCCCACGCCGACUGGUGGGACAAGCAGGAGCGCCGCAACUACGGCGAGCCCGUCCACGAGGACCACGACGUGCUCGGAUUGUUCUCCCCCCACGAGUACACCUGGGUCUCGCCCGCCAAGGGCGCCCUCCAGGUCGGCGCCUUCGUGCUCACCUUCCUGGGCGUCUGCUGGCUCGUCGGCCAGGUCUACCCCGACAAGGUCUCGUAUCCUCGCGAGUUUGAGGGCGGACUGGAGCGGGAGCUGGGCGGACCCGGUGCGAUGAGGGCGAGAUCCCCCGAAGAUCCCGAGGCUUACCAGGCUGGAGAGGCGGAGGAAUAG